Erythranthe guttata (spotted monkey flower) is the source of this 1689-nucleotide messenger RNA. The record is from RefSeq and is a predicted model, not a curated record. NCBI's taxonomy places the organism in Eukaryota, Viridiplantae, Streptophyta, Magnoliopsida, Lamiales, Phrymaceae.
AUGGCAUGGGUUCGUGAAGUAUGUAAAAGAAUUGGAAUGGUGUUAAUGAUUGGGGGUUCGAGUGACGGGGAUAGAGGACGUAGGACACCGUAUGUGAUUGUUCGUUGUGAGCGUGGGGGCCAUUAUGUUGGCAAGAAGGUACCAGGUGAAGAUGAUCAAAGACCGGGAAAAAGGAGCACCGGUUCAAAGAAAUGCAAUUGUCCGUUUAAAUUGAAGGGGACAAGGGAACACAAGGAUGAUGAAAAGGCUGAGUGGAAAUUGGAUGUUAGUUGUGGUAUUCACAACCACAACUUAUUCGAAAACUUGCACGGACACUCUUAUGCCGGAAGAUUAUCAAAGGAGGAUGUUUCCUUUGUUCACACUAUGAAGAAAGCAAUGGUGAAACCAAGGGAAAUUCUAAGAGCAUUGAAGCAAAAGGACCCGUCUAAUGUAACUGGUAUGAAGACAGUUUACAAUACUAUCUCUAAGUUAAAUUUCAGUGAAUUGGAUGGGAGAUCUCAAUUGCAAUCAUUGUUUGUCAAGUUGAAAGAAGAUGAAUACCUCUCGUACCAUAGAUCGAACGAGUUGAAUGCGAUUACCGACUUGUUUUGGAUCCACCCGAAAUGCAUUAAGUUGGCACAGUCGUAUCCGUACGUAUUCGUCAUCGAUUGCACGUACAAGACCAAUCGUUACGGACUCCCAUUUCUUGAGAUUGUGGGUUUUACUUGUACCAACAAGACGUUCUCAAUUGCCUUUGCUUACUUGGACCACGAAAAGACGGAAAAUUUUGAAUGGGCGUUGCGUUGUUUGAAGGAGGCCAUGACCAGUUGUCCUCGGCCUAAUUGCAUUGUAACAGAUCGAGAUUUGGGUUUAAUGAAAGCAGUGGCCAAUGUGUAUCCAUCGAGUCAUCACUUGCUGUGUCGGUGGCAUGUGAACAAGAAUAUAGUGGCCAAUUGUAAGAAAUUGUUCCCAAAGGACAUCACCAAAUGGAAGCAAUUUCAGUCGAGUUUUUCGGCUCUUAUUGAAAGAAAUACCAUAGAGGAGUUCAAUGAGGAUUGGGAGGAUUUGAAAAGAACAUUUAUUGGUUAUCUCCCGGCUAUAGAGUAUGUAGCUAAUUCAUGGUUGGAUCCGUACAAGGAGAGACUUGUAUCGGUGUGGACAAAUAAGUAUACUCAUUUUGGAACGUACACUUCUAAUAGGGUGGAGGGGGCACACGGACGAAUGAAAAGGGAUGUGCGUAAUUCAACUGGCACAUUUGUGGAUUUGUAUACGAAAGUCCACAAUCAAAUUGUCGAACAACACAAUGACAUCAAGGCUUCCUUUGAAGUAAGUAAAAAUACUUACGAGCACACUUUCAAAACGUUGAUAUACAAUGAGCUUCGUGGAAGUAUCUCAAAAUACGCUCUACAACUACUCAAAGUUGAGGUGGACAAUGCGAAACUAUUGCAACCGAGCGAUAUGGGUUGUAGUUGCGCCAUCCGAACAACCCACAGUCUACCAUGUCGCCAUGAACUUCAUGAGUAUGUUGUUGUGAACAAAUGUCCUAUCCCACUUGAGUUAAUAGGCUCGUAUUGGAAACACAUGAGUAUGGAGCCCGCCGCGACCACAGGCCAAGUCAUCCUACCAACCAUCGACGAAGAAUUAUCGGAAUACCAGAAGCUCUUUGAAUCUUAUACCUGUACUGAUGAGAUUACGAGGGCAUUCGAAUGA